Molecule: messenger RNA, 348 nt
Organism: Penicillium samsonianum
Lineage: Eukaryota; Fungi; Ascomycota; Eurotiomycetes; Eurotiales; Aspergillaceae
Exons: 1
Coding region: 1-348 (115 amino acids)
Source: RefSeq, a predicted model, not a curated record
AUGGCACCUGAGUCAUUGAUGGCCCUGAGUCUGAACGAGCUAUUCAACACAAUCGCUGUCCGUAUCAAUGGAUCUGAGGCAUUCAAGCAACCUGAAAAGUAUCUUGGGAAAGAAAUUACCAUUGAUUUCAUGGUCACGGACUUGGAACAACCCAAAGGGAUUGGUGCUGGCUGGCACCUAAGGUUGAGCAAUGUUGCCUUGACUGGGCAGGUAGCUCCCUAUGUGGCCUCUCAAGCUGUGGAGAGUACUUAUGCUACCAUGACUGUCUGGCUUAAGCAUACGGAACUCAUGGAGCUUGUCGGAGCUGCGGUGGCUGACCACCUCUGGGGGUGUGGCCGCUUGGGCUAA